Kalmanozyma brasiliensis GHG001 is the source of this 1299-nucleotide messenger RNA. RefSeq names its product Major intrinsic protein. Lineage: Eukaryota; Fungi; Basidiomycota; Ustilaginomycetes; Ustilaginales. Gene Ontology annotation, cellular component: plasma membrane. Gene Ontology annotation, biological process: transmembrane transport. Bases 1 to 1299 code for a protein of 432 amino acids. Gene Ontology annotation, molecular function: water channel activity. The transcript has a single exon. The record is from RefSeq and is a predicted model, not a curated record.
AUGGCUCAGCCAAACAUGACCAUGGUCGACGCCAACGCCGUUCCGGUCUCUUCGACCGCCGCAGGCGUCCCCGCUACGGGCGGUCGCAUCUCCACCGACACGGCACGUCACUCGCGCCGACGCCGCCUCUCCAUGUCGAUGCCCUUCCACGGACGCAAACACCACGAUGUGUUUGGCCAAGACACCAACCCUCACCGACGCAAGCACUUUGGCAAGCCCUCCUUCUCGGGCUUCCAGCCCCAUUUCAUGGCCGGUCUCGGAGAGUUCAUUGGCACGACCAUGUUCCUCUUCCUCGCCGAGGGUGGUGCCAAGACGGCCCAGCUCUCCGUCUCCGCCGCUCAGACGGACACGGCUACCCCGCUGAGUAACGAGACCAUCAUGUUCAUCGCCUUGUCGUUCGGCAUGUCGCUGUUGGUCUCUGCUUGGAUGUUCUACCGUAUCACGGGUGGUCUUUUCAAUCCUGCCAUUACCAUUGCGCUUUGGCUUGUGGGUGUGCUCACGACGCGCCGAGCGGUGGUGCUGUUCUUCUCGCAGAUUCUGGGAGGUAUCGCCGCUGCAGGUCUCGUGCUGGGACUUACGCCCACCAACUCGGUCAGUUCCGUGACAACGACGCUGCAGCCCGGAAUUAACAUCACCCAGGGUUUCCUCAUCGAGAUGCUCCUCACCUCCAUCCUCGUCUUUUCGGUGCUCAUGCUCGCAGUAGAGAAGCACCGAGCGACCUACCUUGCUCCCGUCGGAAUCGGACUCACGCUCAUGGCCGCCCAUCUGUUCGGCGCUGUAUGGACAGGAUGUGGCAUGAACCCUGCUCGUUCGUUUGGCCCUGCCGUCGUCGCCCGUCAAUUCAACUCUGACCACUGGAUCUACUGGAUCGCCCCCAUCUGCGGCGGCAUCCUCUCCGUCGUCUACUUUUCCUUCCUCAAACUGCUCAAGUACAACUCGGUGGUGCUGGACCAGGACAGCGAUACCGAAGUUACAGGUCUCAAGCCCAUCCACACUCGAGUGUGGAACCUGGUGCGACACGGAGAGAACCCGAGCGCGCUCAACCCUGAAUCAUCGACGCACUACGACUCAAAGGCGAGGGCCGAGUUCGACCAGGAGCAGAGGGAGGUGUUUGAGGAGCGAGAGCAGAUUCGCGCGGGCAUGAUGGACAAGCCUGUCUUUGAUGGUCAUGCCAACACUGCAGCCGAGGGAAGGAUGGCUCAAAGUGUGCCUGGACACGGCUCGCCGGUGAGCACCGGAAGCACCCUCGCUCACACCACGAGCAACAACACUGGAAAGGGUCCGAUUCUUCCCAAGUAA